GGUGUGAUAGCAGCGACCAAGAUUUAAGAACAAUUGCGGCUGUUUUCUAUACAAUCCAGCAUUUAUUUGUUUCUUUCUGGCGCCAGUGUGCCGGGCAAACGAACAGUGCCUAUACAUGCCAGAUCCAUGUUAUACAUACGUAGUGGAAAAAUGGCGUCGACGGUGUGUGUUUCUAGGUGCCGACUGUUAGCAAAAUUAGAAAUAAAUCGUGGAUUGUGUUUAUCACCAUUAUUAAGGGAUUUAUCAAAUAACAGGGAGUCAUGGUGUCGGCGGUGGCGGCCUACGCGCCGCUCGUUCUACACAAGUGUAUGCGCACAUGGAUCCAAGUCUUCAGCCUCCAAAGUCGACCACGAAAAAUCUGACGAUAAAAAUGGAGAGAAAAGUGUCACUGAAGUGAUAGUAACGUACCGGCGUGGCUUGCCGGUGAUCACGGUCCCGUUGCCGUCGCGUCGCGAGCGAUGCCGCUUCACGCUGCGGCCCGUGUCGCAGACCGUCGGCGACUUAUUAGAACAGGUCAAGGCUGAGGACCGCGGCGUGGAGCGCGCAGCCGCGUUGGCAGCGGAUGAGCGCGUGCGCAUCGCCGCCAGCGACACCAUCGAGGCGCUGCUCGAGAGCGACUUCCGGCUCAUCAUCAACGACACAGAGUAUUACGUCAAGAGCCCUCCACAGGAGCGACUGAGCAACGAGGAGGUGACACGCCUGAGCGACGUGCGGAACCUCGUGAACCAGUUGUACGAGGCGCUUAAUGUCCGCGAGCAUCAGAUCCGAAAGGAGAGGGACCUGCGUUCCCAGCUCGAAAAACUUAACUCGGAGCUGCAGCCGCUUGAAGAGAAACGCAUGAGCCUAGAAGUGGAGACCACGCGUAAGACCUCAGCGCUCACUUGGGUCGGCCUCGGCCUGAUGGGUGUGCAGUUCGGGGUCCUCGCUCGCCUGACCUGGUGGGAGUACUCCUGGGACAUCAUGGAGCCCGUGACUUACUUCGUCACUUAUGGCACCGCUAUGGCUGCGUACGCUUACUUUGUGCUGACUAAGCAGGAAUACGUCCUGCCUGAUGUGAAGGAUAGGCAACACCUGCUGACCCUGCACAAGAAGGCGAAAAAGAUAGGCCUCGACAUCAACCACUACAAUCAUCUAAAAGAUGAGAUAGACAAAUUAGAAAAAGAUCUCGGCCGCCUCCGUGAUCCUCUACACAUCCACCUCCCGGCGUCCUACGUGGAGAAGUCUGGAGACGACAAGCGAUCGCCCUUGACCAAGAUAAAGGACAUGCUCGAGGAAACCAGCAAGAAGAUGAAAAUCACGUAAUAUUGGCUGAACCUCUCGCGUCGGGGUCCCCGCCCCUAGAUGCGGCCCUGUUGAAGUUAGGCCACCGCUCAUGUGACGCCUUAGAGCUUAGAGCUGAGACACUU
Molecule: messenger RNA, 1406 nt
Organism: Ostrinia nubilalis (European corn borer)
Lineage: Eukaryota; Metazoa; Arthropoda; Insecta; Lepidoptera; Crambidae
Gene: MCU
Product: calcium uniporter protein, mitochondrial
Exons: 9
Coding region: 127-1302 (391 amino acids)
Biological process (GO): calcium import into the mitochondrion; mitochondrial calcium ion homeostasis
Cellular component (GO): mitochondrial inner membrane; uniplex complex
Molecular function (GO): uniporter activity; calcium channel activity
Source: RefSeq, a predicted model, not a curated record